UAUUUCGAUUUUUUAAAUUUAUUGUUUUACGAUCACAAUUUAGAUUUAAAUUUUUUUUGGGAAGUCAGCUGUUCCUAGGCCAUGUCUGUGUGCGGCGAUUCGUGGCUCAUGUUCGGCACCCGCGACUUUUACAAGGUGCUGGACGUCUCACGCGGAGCUAUGCCGAGGGCCAUACGCAGCGCUGCCUAUCAGCUGAUCAUGGCGGAGCACCCGGGCCAGAGGCCUGCCAAGCAGCGCAGGAAGGCCCUGCAGAAGUGCCAUCUCGUCUUCAGAAUUAUGAGCAUCCUGACCAACGACAAGCAGCGGGCUCUGUACGAUUCCCCGUCCGAGUUCCCCCCGGAGAGUGCCAGCUGUGAGCUGGACCUGGCCUUCGCCACGGUGCUGGACCUGUGCGCGUGCCUGUUGGGAAACCGCCAGGACCGGUCGGGUGUCUGCGAGCUCUUCCAGAAACACUACAAGGGCUCGCAGCUGGAGCUGGCGGACAUCAAGGCUGCCUACACGCUGGGCAAGGGCUGUAUGGAUCGCUUGUUUAUCGAACUGCCCCUGAUGACGGUCCGGGAUGAGCCACGCAUCCGAAAGAUCAUCAAGAAGCUGAUUAAGUCCAACGACUUGCCCGAGUACAGUAAAUUCAUCAACGAAUCCGUGGAAAAACGGCGGCGACGUCGCCUGAAGUUCGCUGUCUACGAAGCCAAGUCCAAGACCGAGAACAAUGAGGAUGGCCUUCCACAAAUUUAAGUUACAUUAAAGACACCCAAAACUGCAGGCAAAGUG
Molecule: messenger RNA, 771 nt
Organism: Drosophila persimilis
Lineage: Eukaryota; Metazoa; Arthropoda; Insecta; Diptera; Drosophilidae
Product: J domain-containing protein CG6693
Exons: 1
Coding region: 82-735 (217 amino acids)
Cellular component (GO): nucleus; cytoplasm
Molecular function (GO): heat shock protein binding
Source: RefSeq, a predicted model, not a curated record